AUGUUCAAGCUAACGAUGCUGAUGGGCCUGGCCCUCGUCCUGGCCCCUUCAGCGAUCCAGGCCAAGUCCCUGUGCCGCAGCAGCGGCUACUUCGCCCUAGUGGAUAACACACCCGACUUCUAUGCCUGCCAGUCCACCGCCUACGGUGGCUACUCCAUGCGCUUCCUGCGCUGCCCCGCUGGUCUGGUCUUCAGCUCCUCGAUGGCCCAGUGCGUCCAGUCCAUUGAUGCUUUCGAGGCUCGUGAUGGCAGCAACAUCGAGAACCCCACCAUUCCGCCGAGCAACCUGGAUGAGAGCACCACCAAUAAACCAGCCACUGAGGCACCUGGCACCACUGAGAAACCAGCUACGGAGGCUCCUGGAACCACUGAGAAACCAGCUACGGAUGCUCCUGGAACCACUGAAAAGCCCGCCACCGAUGCUCCCGGCACCACCGAAAAACCAGCUACUGAUGCUCCCGGCACCACGCAAGAACCAACCACGGAGGCACCUGGAACCACUGACAAACCAGCUACGGAUGCUCCUGGAACCACCGAAAAGCCCGCCACCGAUGCUCCCGGCACCACCGAAAAACCAGCUACUGAUGCUCCCGGCACCACGCAAAAACCAACCACGGAUGCACCUGGAACCACUGAGAAUCCAGAAACUACUGAUGCUCCCACUACCGACGAGCCGUCGACCGCUGAGACCAGUACCGAUGAGCCCAACACCGAGACCACUGGAAGCGGCGACGAGACGACCACCAGCGACGGCGGGGUAGCCACCCCCGAGGACAAUGUGUGCGCCACCACCGGCAUGUUCCCGACGGGCAGCUGCUCGCAGUUCAUCGUCUGCAGCUUCGCCGACGGGGGCGAGCUGAAGGCCUACACGAAGAAGUGUCCCGGCGAGAUGCAGUUCGAUCCCUCCGAAAGAGUUUGCUCCGCGUAUUACGACUGCAACGCAAGAAACUAA
Drosophila mauritiana is the source of this 951-nucleotide messenger RNA. RefSeq names its product S-antigen protein. The record is from RefSeq and is a predicted model, not a curated record. Lineage: Eukaryota; Metazoa; Arthropoda; Insecta; Diptera; Drosophilidae. The transcript has a single exon. Gene Ontology annotation, cellular component: extracellular matrix; extracellular region. Bases 1 to 951 code for a protein of 316 amino acids. Gene Ontology annotation, biological process: extracellular matrix organization. Gene Ontology annotation, molecular function: chitin binding.